CUGCUGAACGCUGUAACCGGUGGGUGGCACCAACCAGCAUCCAGAAUAGGCAGCGAUCCCGACAUUCAGAUGAUCAAGCAGGCUGCAAUGUUGAUCACCGUGGCGCUGCUGUCGAGGGUGGUGUCACGGAACAGCAGUGUUCCACUGUGCCGUUUACAAGACGAACUUCUUCCAGAGAUGCAAUUCCAGAGGGUAUCCUGCAGCCGAUGUUAUAAAUACAUGCAUGAAUCCAACUUCAAGCCUGGCCUGAAGGCAAAGGUAGCCGAAAACAUGGGCCUCACUAUUGGCAACAUUACGGUGGAGGCCAACAUAAUGCCCUCAAAUCCGCUGAUACACACGUUUGUUAGUGACCAUGCGGCAGAGAAAUGGAGGAAAUGUUGCAUCAAGGCUGCUGAAUGCUGCAGAGAAAUGAUAGAAGUUGGUGGCAUUACUAAUGAGAGUGACUGGUGUCCCGGUACAUGGGACGGCUGGCUGUGCUGGCCAGACACGCCGCCUCACACCUCCCAACAACAGCCAUGUCCCACAUUCAUUCGGUUCGGAACAACAGAUGACAACUGUCAAUUGACUGUAAGAAAGUCUUGUGAAAGAGACGGACGGUGGCGUGGUCAUCCCAGGAACCAAAAUAUCCAGUGGACCGACUACUCCUCUUGCAGUGUUCACAGCCUCAUGGAGCGCAGGCUGUACAUGGGAGUUGCUGCAUAUGCUAUCACGGCAAUUGCUCUCUUGCCUGCGCUUGUCAUAUUUCACUUAUACAGACAGUUGCAUGGACACAGAAUAGCACUUCAUAAGAAUCUGUUCACCUCUUUGCUGUUUAAUGCUGUUUUUGAAAUAUGGUUCAAAACUGGUGUCCUUCUGACUGCAUAUGAUGAUACUGACAGUGGAAAGGAAUCAGUUCUAAAGCAGAAUGGUCCCUACUGUAAGCUAAUACUGCUGCUCACUAAGUACUUCCGUCUCACAAACUAUAUAUGGAUGUUCUGUGAAGGAUUCUACCUGCAUCGACUCAUUUCUACUGCUUUUGCUGAGGAAAGAAGUCUUAUAUUAUUUUAUGUGAUUGGAUGGGGAUUUCCACUCUUGCCAGUGCUUGUCUAUGCUCUGCUGAGGAAGUUUUAUUCUGACGAAGAUUGCUGGGCCUUACCGACAGAUCCUAGCGAAUGGGUUUUGAAUGUUCCCAGUUUGCUUAGCCUUCUAGUGAACAUGGUAUUCCUGGUGAAUAUAAUUCGGGUGCUGGUCAUCAAACUAAGAGCACCACACCAUCAUGAACCUAGUCAGUACAGAAAAGCAGUGAAGGCCACACUGGUGUUGGUGCCUCUGUUUGGGCUACACUUUGGCAUCACAAUGUACAGACCACAGUCAGGCAUCUGUCAGUGGCAAGAACUAUAUAUCUAUCUGGACAUUUUGCUUGAUGGUCUACAGGGAGCAGCAGUAGCACUCAUAUUCUGCUAUGUCAAUGGAGAGGUUCAUUCACUGAUGCGGCGGUCCUAUCGAAACUUCUUAGAGCUGAGGAAUCCUAGCUUGAGUGCAGGAAUGUAACCUGACUUAAUUUGAGGACCAUCUGUAUUCCAACAACUAAGCUAAGAUGUUGUGAGGUGGCUUUAGCACUAAGAAAAUACACGUACAUUCAUUUGAAUAUCAACUGGAGCCUUAAGCAGUAAACGUGUUAACAUAAUGCAUGCACACCAUUAUUGCUUACAACCUCCAAUAUCCAAAUCAACAAUCAGUAAACAGCUCUGUCAGCAUGGAAACAUAAACACCAUGAUUAAUGUGUAAUUGCUCAUAAAUGCAUGUUUGGCUAUGCUCCAUUCACAUUUAGUCCACAUAUUUAUUUAAAACUAUUAAGGUGAUAACCUGUCAAAAUGUAAGAUUUGAAGUUUUCAGGGUGAUUAAAUGUACUAAAAUCAUCUUGGAUGAUCUGACAAACUGGUAUAAAUAUCAGUGACAUAUGAUCACUCAUCACAUCAACCCAGAUGAUGAAGACCAAGAUCUCUGAAACGUUGGUUUUUAAUUCAAUACUGACAUGGCUGGCCAUCUUAGAAGAUCAUAGCAAACCUGCAUGUUUAUGGGAACAGUAAAACUGUAUUAAUUUACACACAGCCAACCCUUUUUAACUUUUCCAUCUACCUGCCAUGCUGCAUGUCAUAUUAUGGUUCUGUACAUAUUUUAACCCUUCCAUGUUGGUCACUCAGAAAUAUGACUGAUUUCUUUGUACCAGACUAUACAGAUGACAAUCUUUACACCCAUCUUGUAUGUAUGGGCUAAACACUCAUUCUGCUUAAGAUUGUGGUCAUCUGAGUUAUGACACUAAGUAGUUUUGUGUGUCAUAACUCAAGAGGUCACAAACUUAAUUUUACCACUGUGAAAACCUCAGAUCUCACAAUUUUUUUUAUAGAUAAAUUAAUUCUCAGAGCCAGGUGCAGGUUACCCAUCUACUAAUGGCAUGGUAGCAAUAGCAGGAAUGUCCAAGAACAUAAAUUUCAUUUCAUACAUGGAACUUUAUACUGUUUUGUGAACAUUUGUUCUUAGGUAGUUUGGCCUUGUGUCUGUGAUAACAUUACAUACUGUCUUUCUCCAGAUUUCUAAGCAUCUAAGUGUACAAUGCUGUGUAACAGAAAAUAUAAACAAGUUCUUGUGUUAAUCAAUAAAAUUGUGUGAUAGGCUCGAAACAGAAGUAAUCAAAUGAGAAAAUGCUGAGUACAAAAAUAAGUUUCAGACUUGAUAGACAAUGGUGUUCACUUACAAAUAAAGAAAGGCAGAAUUUGAAACUUUGAUAGAAACAGGAAUAUGACCCCUAACACUUGGAAAGAGAGCUUCAGCAACAAUAGAAAAUAAAACUAUGCACAG
Cryptotermes secundus is the source of this 2838-nucleotide messenger RNA. Its product is annotated as calcitonin gene-related peptide type 1 receptor. Gene Ontology annotation, cellular component: plasma membrane. Gene Ontology annotation, biological process: cell surface receptor signaling pathway; adenylate cyclase-modulating G protein-coupled receptor signaling pathway. The transcript is spliced from 12 exons. The coding region runs from base 70 to 1530 and encodes 486 amino acids. NCBI's taxonomy places the organism in Eukaryota, Metazoa, Arthropoda, Insecta, Blattodea, Kalotermitidae. Gene Ontology annotation, molecular function: G protein-coupled peptide receptor activity. The record is from RefSeq and is a predicted model, not a curated record.